This is a messenger RNA of Sparassis crispa, 1248 nucleotides long. RefSeq lists its product with no specific name. Gene Ontology annotation, biological process: mitotic telomere tethering at nuclear periphery; meiotic attachment of telomere to nuclear envelope. Bases 1 to 1248 code for a protein of 415 amino acids. NCBI's taxonomy places the organism in Eukaryota, Fungi, Basidiomycota, Agaricomycetes, Polyporales, Sparassidaceae. Gene Ontology annotation, cellular component: nuclear membrane complex Bqt3-Bqt4. The transcript is spliced from 5 exons. The record is from RefSeq and is a predicted model, not a curated record. Gene Ontology annotation, molecular function: DNA binding.
AUGCCCGCGUCGACGAGACAAUCUACGACCGUCAAGAUAGUUAUUCCUCGCCCACAACUCCCUCUCGACCAUAUCAAUCCCAACCUCAAAUCCGUCGAUCUAUCAAGGCCGCCACAGGUCAAGUUCCAGGAGAUCAUCCGCGAAGGUCAUGCUACCGUCGUUGGUCGGAUUAAAAUACCGACCCCCAAUGGCCACGCGUUCAUCCUCCGCAGGCUAGAUACCGGCGCCAUCAGCCAGACCACCAUGUUCCGCGCCGCAUUCCCUACCGCGUCGGAGGACGCCGAGCGCGUCGAGUCCGCCUGGGUCAAGACCAGCUACGACAUCGCGGGCGCGAACAGGUCCGGCAAGGCGCGCUUCGCAGGCACAUGGGUCAACCCCGACGUCGCCCUCGCCCUCGCCGACGCCUACUCCCUCGGCCCCGUCAUCCCCGCGCUCGCCCAGGCCACCCCUGAACCCGACGCGAGCUAUCGCCGCUCCUCCAAGACCCAGCAGUCCGUCCCGAGCUCGCCCUCCGUCGCGCCGAAGCUGCCCACCCCGCCCCAGAGCGUCGCCACCCCGAACCCCGCGAAGCGCCGCCGCGAGUCGUCGCCCUCGCAGGCGACGCCCGCGGCCCCGCCGACACCCGCAUCCGCGCGCACGACCGUCUCCCCGGGCCCGCGCCGGUCUGCGCGCCUGAAGAGCCCACCGCCUCCGCACAUGCCCACGCUUGUCUCGGCUGCGAUCCCGAAGACGCCCAAGAGCGUGAAGGCCGCGCGCGUGGGGGUGCUCACCCCAGCAGGUUCGGACGAAACGAUGGUGGAGGACGAGUCGAUCGAGGUGACGAAGGUGGCAGUGCCGAACAUGCUCGAAGACAUCCGGGAGCAGCGUGAGCUUAUUGCUCGGCUCAAGGCAGAGCGGGAGGCGGAGCAGCAGGCGAUGGAGGAGAAAGAAAAGGAGAAGGGGGAGGAGAAAGAGAAGGAGAUCAUGGUAGUCUCGACGUCCGAUGAGGGGGAGGUGGAGAUGGGAGACGCGCAAGGGGAGCGUGUGGGGGUGAAGCGAACGAGGGAGGAUGAGGAGAAGCCAUUGGCAUUCAAUUUCCCGGAGGGGACACCGCAAAAGGUCGAGCGCGCCAUCGCUACUAACCGGAGAGUCAGGCUGCUGUCGGAUCUGCCACCGCAGCGCAAGUCUCUCGCAUGGGGUGCACUGGCUUUUGCUGCGGGCUUGGGCGCAAUGUCACUCUUGCCGAAUCUACAGCAACUUCUCUUCUGA